Messenger RNA from Aspergillus neoniger CBS 115656, 715 nucleotides. RefSeq lists its product as uncharacterized. The record is from RefSeq and is a predicted model, not a curated record. The coding region runs from base 89 to 715 and encodes 208 amino acids. Lineage: Eukaryota; Fungi; Ascomycota; Eurotiomycetes; Eurotiales; Aspergillaceae. The transcript has 2 exons.
CGCAAUUAUUAUGCUUCCAGAACAUCAGUGCUAAACCCCAGCUCCACCCCCAGAUCCGCAAUAUCAAAUCCUCCAGAACCGCCAACCCAUGGGCGCCUCAUCCUCCAAGCCCGCGAGAUCCGCCGCCCAGGCUGUCUCGCGGCGCCAAUACCCAAAACAACCCGUUUCUCCUCCGACCUCCUCCCCAGCACAACCACCACCAGCAUCUAAACCCACAAGACAGCAACGACAACAGCCACAACCACAACCACCGCGACAACCGUCGCGAGCACCCCCCACAGGGCCAACAUACCAUUCCAAAGAACCUCCCUCUCUCGAGCGCUCAUCAGCAAUCGACCUCGACGGCCGCGACCCUGACUUCGCCGCACAGCUUCGCACCAUCGGCCCCGUGACUCCUAACCCGACCUUCUCCCACACUAGCACCUUUGCGCGCCAACAACCCGCGCCUACCGUCUUCCCGCCCGCAUCUAACCCGGCGUUACUGGUUUUCUCGGCGCGGCAGCGCCUCACCAAGGCCGCGGAGCAGGAGUUCGAGGCGAUGGGAAAAUCGGGGUUCCAGGGCAGGGAGUUUGUUGAUGCGUUUACCAUUCGGCAGGUCUUGUCGAUGAGGGAUAGGCAGGGAUUGUCGGCGGAGGAGAUUGAGAGGCUGUUGAGGUUGAAGAGUGGUGUUGUGGGGAGAUUGGGGGAGAGGGGCGUGGUUGGGGAUAUUGGCUGA